CAGACAUCUGUUGUGUGGCGAAAGGAGACCCCUGUGUGCGGUAGCGCUGGUGCAGGGAAUGACCCGCAAGGUUCGCGGAAGGCCGCUUAGGGAAGGGGACAAUAAACAUUAAGUGUGUUUGCUGUUGACAUAUUUAUUCUAGUGUAUAUAAUCUAUUUAUUUCUUAGAUUAGUGAAGCAGUCUCUAACGUAAGGUAGGGAAGCAUGACAUCUGUCACUUUACUGCUGGCCUUGACGGUCGCUCUGGUGUGUGCAGACCCCACUGUGUAUUUUCGGGAGCAGUUUGAAGAUGGAGACGCAUGGAAAAGCCGAUGGGUUGAAUCCAAACACAAGUCCGACUACGGCAAGUUCAUCCUGAGCGCUGGCAAGUUUUACGGGGACACGGAGAAAGAUAAAGGUCUUCAGACCAGCCAGGAUGCUCGAUUCUACUCUCUAUCAUCCCGCUUUGAGGAAUUCAGCAACAAAGGCCAGCCUCUGGUCUUGCAGUUUACAGUGAAGCAUGAGCAGAGCAUCGACUGCGGGGGGGGCUAUAUUAAGCUCUUCCCGUCAGAUCUCAACCAGGAGGACAUGCAUGGGGACUCCAACUACAACAUCAUGUUUGGCCCUGACAUUUGUGGCCCGGGAACCAAAAAGGUUCAUGUAAUAUUUAACUACAAGGGGAAGAAUCACUUGAUCAACAAAGACAUAAGAUGUAAGGAUGAUGAGUACACUCACUUGUAUACACUAAUCGUUAACCCUGACAACACCUAUGAGGUGAAAAUUGACAAUAAGAAAGUGGAGUCGGGCAACCUGGAGAACGACUGGGACUUCCUGCCCUCCAAGAAGAUCAAGGACCCGGAGGCCAAGAAGCCAGAGGACUGGGAUGAGCGGGAGAAAGUGGAUGAUCCAGAUGAUAAGAGGCCAGAGGACUGGGAGAAGCCAGAAAACAUCCCUGACCCCGAUGCCAAGAAGCCCGAGGACUGGGAUGAUGAGAUGGAUGGGGAGUGGGAACCUCCGAUGGUCACGAAUCCCGAGUACAAGGGUGAAUGGAAACCUCGUCAGAUUGACAACCCCGCCUACAAAGGAAAGUGGGUGCACCCCGAAAUCGACAAUCCAGAAUAUACACCAGAUCCCGAGAUCUACAAGUACGGCAGCUUUGGGGUCGUCGGCCUGGACCUCUGGCAGGUGAAGUCUGGCACCAUUUUUGAUAAUUUCCUGAUUACCAAUGAUCCAAAACUUGCUGAGGAAGUAGGGGACAAGACCUGGGGCUUAACUAAGGAUCCCGAGAAGAAGAUGAAGGAGAACCAGGAGGAGGAGCAAAGGAAGAAACGUGAGGAAGAAGAGAAGAAGCUGAAAGAGGAAAAAAAGGGCAAAGAGGAUGAGGAACAGGAAGAGGAGGAAGAUGAGGAAGAGGAGGAGGAGGAAGAAGAAGAGGAGGAAGAAGAAGAGGAGGAAGAAACAGAUUCUAGUCCCAAGGACGAGCUAUAAACACACAGAAGAACCAUAGGGACCCCUUCUCUCUCCACCACACCCUGGGGUGAUUAAAGAUCCACUUUUCUGGGCUUUCCAUUAGUGUGGGUUUGCUGGGGUUGGAGUCCUUGCUCAUACUGUACUGUAGCCAUUUCAAGAAAACUAACGCGAGAGGAUUUCGGUUUACAUCGCCCUGUUUUAGUGGGGCAAAUGCGUCCAUUCCACCCAGAAGACACUUUGUGUUGAAAUGUAUACCUGCCACCCCACCAACCCCACCUCAGUGUUUCUCUGGUUGAUUGUGGGUGAGGAAAGUUUUCUGUGAUGUUUCAUGUAAACAUCCCCCCCCCCCAGCCAGUUUUAUCUUUAAGGCUGACUAGUCAUCCUGUCCAUCACAUGUUCUGUUGUGGGUCUUUUAUCCCUCCCUGAAACUCCUGACAUUCCAGUCAACUUAAUAAAUUAUAUUUUGAAAUGGUACACUGUCAGUAAGGCUAACUCGUUAAUUUAGGUUUUUUCUUUCUAACGUGAGCUGAGCCAAAACGUUACCGGGAAGCAGUUCCAGCGCCUCCCAUUAUGAUCGUCUCAUUUAUACAAACCACUCAGUUAGAGAUGGGCCGCAGACCUCUCUGUGGCAUACCAGACCCUCACCCCUGCCACAAAUUGGUGUUAAUGUUCAGAUACGACGGCAGAACCCUCAUACAAAGUGAGCGCUGGACUUUUCCGUAACGCCUCUUUCAUUGAUUUUUUUUCCCCCAUUGUCAGUUUGCACUGCUGUACGUUUAAUCUUGCCCCAACAAGACGUUAGUCCUUUUUAAAAAUAUAUAUUUUAUACUAUAUUGGCAGGGAGGAAUGUGCUCACUAUGUCGUACAUGAUAUGGUACUUUUGUUGCAGUACAAAAUAAAUGUAAAACCAUACCAUCUAU
Messenger RNA from Paramormyrops kingsleyae, 2368 nucleotides. RefSeq names its product calreticulin (gene calr). The record is from RefSeq and is a predicted model, not a curated record. Gene Ontology annotation, molecular function: calcium ion binding. Gene Ontology annotation, cellular component: endoplasmic reticulum membrane; endoplasmic reticulum. NCBI's taxonomy places the organism in Eukaryota, Metazoa, Chordata, Actinopteri, Osteoglossiformes, Mormyridae. Gene Ontology annotation, biological process: protein folding; ERAD pathway.